AUGUUGUCCUUCACCCUCCCCAGGGACAACCAGACAAGAAAGAUCCAGGAAAACAUCACCAAUGUUGAGAAACAUUUUGGAGAGAUGUGCCAAAUGUUUGCUGCCUACGCUCGUAAAACAGCCAGGCUACGAGACAAGGCAGACAUCCUAGUUCGGGAAAUCGGACUAUAUGCUGACAUGGAAACACCAAACCUGAAGAGAGGUAUGAAGCAGUUUGCUGACCACCUGGCCAAGAUUCAAGACUACCGCCAAGCUGAGGUGGAAAGACUUGAAGCCAAAGUCAUAGAGCCCCUGAAAAGCUAUGGAGCUGUAGUGAAACGUAAAAGGGAAGAUCUGAAGACAACUCAGAGUGCCAGAGAGAGAGAGACCAAACAGAUGGUUCAGCUUGAGAAGACAAGACAGAGAAACCCCUCAGACAGGCAAAUCAUUUCUCAGGCUGAGAGUGAGCUCCAGAGAGCCACCAUGGAUGCCACACGGACCACCAGGCAGCUGGAGGAAACCAUAGACGAGUUUGAGAAGCAAAAGAUCCGGGACAUUAAGAGGAUCUUUGGUGAGUUUGUAACAGUGGAGAUGUCUUUCCAUGCCAAGGCUUUAGAGGUGUACACCUUGGCUUACCAGAGCAUUCAAAGUGUGGACGAGGAGGAAGACCUGGAGGUGUUCAGGAGUUCGCUGCACCCCCCUGACUACCAGUCACGCUUAGACAUAGUGCGAGCUAAUUCCAAAACCUCCCUCGAUCGGACUGGGUCUUUCCUGAGCACAUCAGGGACCUUACAGCAACAAAGAGCUUCCAGUCGGCAGACAAGAGAGGAGCAGGAAGAGGAUGAAGAUGAAUCGGAGGAGGAAGAGGAGGAAGAAGAGGAAGAGUCAGAUGAUGAAAAUUAAAUGUACAGUGUAUGUAAAAUGUAGACGUGGGGGGAAAAAAGGAUGUCAAAGGGUGUAUUAACUGUUAUAUAAAAGAAAAGUGGUAUCAUUGCCAAAUUCACCUCACACAGGUGGUCUGAGCAGUAUUAUAGUGGUAAUGUGCUGUAGUUAUGAGCUGCUUUGUGAAAGAACAGGUUGUUCUUUACUGAUAUUUUUCUUUGUAAUUCCAGCCAUUUAUUUUGCUAUAUUUUUAUAUAGACACAAUGCCAAACACUUUAUCAAACCAUGGUCAUUUGUCUUUAUGAAUAAAAACUAAAAAACUCAA
Scomber scombrus (Atlantic mackerel) is the source of this 1186-nucleotide messenger RNA. RefSeq names its product CBY1 interacting BAR domain containing 1 (gene cibar1). Bases 1 to 882 code for a protein of 293 amino acids. Gene Ontology annotation, biological process: cilium assembly. The transcript is spliced from 8 exons. The record is from RefSeq and is a predicted model, not a curated record. Gene Ontology annotation, cellular component: ciliary transition zone; ciliary basal body. Lineage: Eukaryota; Metazoa; Chordata; Actinopteri; Scombriformes; Scombridae.